UAACCACUCUGUGUAGGAAGUCAAGUGUGCUUGCCAUUACACCGCAUAUAAGAUGACAAACAGACACAAACACGCAGGGUUGCACAUUAAUGUUUAUUGUUAUACAUUACUGUAUGUACAGCAAACCAGAAACCAUUUUUACAUCUUUCACAAUGGUUGCCAGUAAUGAAAGAAAAGCGGGUUUAACAACCCUAGUGUGUAUCUUGUCUGUUUUCUCGACGGCAGCCUGCCACAGGAAGGACCGGGCUCAGUGUCUCAGUGUCCCGCGACCUUCGUAUUCCAGCAGCCGCCCCGCCCUAUGACCCAGCCACCGCGGUCCAUGCCGGGUAACGUUGGCUGUGCCCCCCCGGGUUCCCGCGGGCUGCGUUUACAAAGCCCCGAUGAGGGAGUAGCCUGCGCCACGUCACCGGCGCCGGUGGGUAGCAGUGGCCCCCGACUGCCCACAUCGAGCCUGCCUUGCUCAACCGCUGCCCUCUCGGUACCGCCGCAGCCUCUGUCCGGAACGUACUGCAGCUUCGUCUGCACGCCAGGAUUGGAGCCUCGGACACAGAUGAAAAGGAUGUCUUCACCACCACCACGACCACAGUGCAGCGAUGGCAGUGACGGGGCCACAGCAGGCACAACGCUCCUCAAAGAGCCGCGCAGCGUGGCCAAUUGGUGUGCCGCCCUCGCCAACGCUACAUCGAUGGCCACAGUCACCCUGCCGCUGCAGUUGAUGAGCCCACCUCCGAUCCAGCGCAGCGCCAACUCGCCGCUACACACGGUCAUGCCUGCGACCCACGUCGUGCCGCUGGAGCAGAACGGACCGGAGCACGCGCCUGCGAUCCCCUGCAACGUUGGCAGUGGCCAAAGGCAAGUUGGUUUACAGGACAGCAAACUCGUGAGUCGGCAUCAUCACCAGCCAUGGUCUGCUGACUUUUGGAUAAAGGCCGCGUCAACGACGUCCCCAUCCCUCGUGGUUCCUGUGAUACUGAAAUUCGCAUUGCUCCUCUGCGGUGAACAUUCUCGGGUGGAUGCGCUCCUUUGACUUCUGCUCGAUUAUUAGUCUAGAACAUUGGUCAUUAGCCUAGACCAUCAGUCAUUA
Molecule: messenger RNA, 1084 nt
Organism: Petromyzon marinus (sea lamprey)
Lineage: Eukaryota; Metazoa; Chordata; Hyperoartia; Petromyzontiformes; Petromyzontidae
Source: RefSeq, a predicted model, not a curated record